AUGACAGAUCGAGACUUGCAGCAAGCGACCCAAUUUCUACUUUUUGGAGACCUUCCGGCUGAGUUGCGACUUGAGAUAUGGAACAUGGCCCUGGAAUCGGAAACCACAAGACGCGUGGUCCCUUUCAGUUGCGUAUUCAACUCAGUCUUGCCCACAGUGCACCUUCGCUCGCCCCUUCUUGAGGUAAACAGCGAAAGCCGAGACAAGGCAAAGAAGUUCUUCGAUUCUCAGGUCAAAAUACAUGCUUACCAGCCCGGACAUAGUUAUAUGCCAGUGCGCGGACGCGUGUGUGGCCUGCUUUACCUCAAUUUCAAACGCGAUGUCGCCAUAUUCGGCAAAGAUUUUGGUCUGCUUGAUCACAAUAACCAAAGCCGCGAUUUAUCUUUUCCCGAAGUCGUGCCACGCAAGUACAUCAGCGAAAACGUAACAACAACAACAACAACAACAACAACAACAACACAUGGCGAUCUCUCCAAGAAGUGGUCAAAAGGAUGCUGGACAUUUCCUACCUCCCAGCGGUUAUGUGGUCACUCCCUUCAGCUGUGCUGCUGGAGCUGCUAUUACAUGGCUAAACCAGAAACACAUUCACAUAUCAAACGCUGCCUCACUGUUUUUCGACAUUCAAACCUCAGUGUCUGCUGCUUGUUGAUAUUGAGUGGAGAAUAUAGGGAGCACUUUUUACUCAAAGAUUUGAGCACAUUGACUUCAGAGGACUGCUGGAAGAUUCUUCAGCAAAUUUUGGUAGUGCCUCAUAAUCGACGAUGCGGAUCCUUCUACCGCGAUAUCGAUGAUUUACGCACGGUGGAAGGGGAGGAGCAUUAG
Truncatella angustata is the source of this 822-nucleotide messenger RNA. RefSeq lists its product as uncharacterized. The record is from RefSeq and is a predicted model, not a curated record. Lineage: Eukaryota; Fungi; Ascomycota; Sordariomycetes; Amphisphaeriales; Sporocadaceae. The transcript has 2 exons. Bases 1 to 822 code for a protein of 273 amino acids.